AUGCUCCUUCAGGCGUGCGCCUUGGGCCGGGCGUGCGCGCCGGCGGUGAACGGUCAGCACGCAUCGCUCGCCCUCCUGAGCAUCAGGCGUCCGGGCGGGGCGGCAGCCAGGCCCGAGAGAUUUGGGCGCCAGAUUGCGCCCAUCAGCGGACGAACGCCCAUGAGCUGCGCCGCGUCGAGCACAGCCGAGGCCGUUACAAUUGUUGGGGGCGGAAGGAUUGGAUCGGCGCUGGUGGACAUGUGCAAGGGUCCUGUGAAACUGGUCAAGAGAGGAGAGCCCAUUGGAGAUGAUGAGACAACUGGACCAAUCAUUGUUUGCACACGCAAUGACGCAUUGGGGGAUGUGCUGGAGGCCACGCCUAAGCAACGAUGGGAAGGUGCGUUUGGAAUUUCUGUUUUGAACUUGCAGCAUGCCCAGUUCGUCCAGGCCAGGGGAAUUCACAUGACAUCGACUUGCAGGUGUGGCAGCUAUGCGGCCUGUGCGAAAUCCUGA
Molecule: messenger RNA, 492 nt
Organism: Ostreobium quekettii
Lineage: Eukaryota; Viridiplantae; Chlorophyta; Ulvophyceae; Bryopsidales; Ostreobiaceae
Source: the annotation of a GenBank genome assembly